Diutina rugosa is the source of this 1077-nucleotide messenger RNA. RefSeq lists its product as uncharacterized. The transcript has a single exon. NCBI's taxonomy places the organism in Eukaryota, Fungi, Ascomycota, Pichiomycetes, Serinales, Debaryomycetaceae. The record is from RefSeq and is a predicted model, not a curated record. Bases 1 to 1077 code for a protein of 358 amino acids.
AUGGAGCGACACCCCAGCGACAUCGCCACGCCCAUCCACCAAAAGUUCAGCUGCCUCCGCCUCCAUGACGUCGACGCCAUCGCUGACGAUGCCAUCAACCUCGACAGCCUCCCCCCAGGGGUCGAGGUCCACUCUCGCCUGAUCAGCGACACCAUGUACGCUAAGGGGUACCUGAGCACGUUUGCCAACUCCUGUCUCGCCGAGGUCAACUCUAGAGCCAAGCUCCACAUGGAGAAGGAGAUGCCCCCGCCUCCGAGGCCGCCGGCUCACACCACGUUCAACCAGCGCAUCGCCCACAUCCACAGCCGCCACUUCAACAAGAUGAAGCCGAUCCUGAGCCACUACCUGGUCCACCCGGAGCAAACGCUGGACGUCAAACGGCGGAAAACUAUCACGGGUAAGGAGACGACCAAAACCGCCUCCGUCGCCCCCAGAACUCAACAAACUCGCAGACUACCAACUUCAAAGGCGCUGUUUAACCUCAACGCCUCGCUCUUGCCGCCAGCUGCCGAGUUCGUCAAACCCAAGCUGCCGAGACGGGUAUCGCUGCUCGAGCUUGCGGGGGUAAAGCCGCCGCCUUCAGGACCCAGCCACACACAGUUCUCAUUCUCAUCGUCUACAGUACCGGCUACGCUCAGUAGCCCGCCUACAGUCUCGUCCAUGCUGCCUCCCAAGCGCCCUACUCGCAUCCCUUCUCCUCACCACCACCCUACCACAAUCCUGACGCCGCCAGCGGCUUCACAGCCAACCAGAAUCCCUCUGCUGUCACUGACAAGGCUGCUUUCAGAAACCCCAAGAAUCCCCCGGCUGGCGCUGCUGCUGCUUGCCCCUUCAGACGCCUCGAGAAUCCCCCGGCUGUCACCGACCAAGCCCUCCCUCAUUCCCAAUACCCCGAGCCGGCUCCGCAAACUGAGUCUGGUCCGCAAUCUCUCCGCUCCAGCGGCGCCGGCGCCGUCUUUGCCCUCCCUGCGCCUGGACCGGACGUUGCGCAAGUACACUGUACCCCAGGAGACGUCGCUCUACGCUCGUCCCACCAUCUCGUCGUCCAACAAGUCGUUGCGCCACGUUUCCAAGUAA